AGUGCAUUUGUAGAAUUUGCCGCGAAAAGAAUAUAUAACCGAGAGAAAAAAAAAUGCUGACCAAACUGUUGAAGAUUAGCUGCACUUCGAGGCAGUGCACCUUUGCCAAGCCCUUUCAAGCGAUUCCCGGACCACGAGGACCUCUGGGCAUGGGCAACCUCUACAACUACUUGCCCGGAAUCGGAUCGUAUUCCUGGCUGAAGUUGCACCAAGCCGGACAGGAUAAGUACGAGAAAUAUGGUGCAAUCGUCAGGGAGACCAUCGUGCCCGGCCAGGAUAUAGUAUGGCUUUACGAUCCCCGGGACAUCGCAUCGCUGCUCAACGAGCGGGAUUGCCCGCAGCGAAGGAGUCACCUUGCAUUGGCCCAGUAUCGUAAAAAUCGACCGGAUGUCUACAAGACCACCGGCUUGCUGCCCACCAAUGGUCCCGAAUGGUGGCGUCUGCGUGCCCAGCUGCAAAAGGAGCUGAGUGCCCCGAAAAGUGUGAGGAACUUCGUCUGCCAAGUGGAUGGAGUGUCCAAGGAGUUCCUCAGAUUCCUACAAGAGUCGCGGGAGCGAGAUGCCAUCGACAUGCUGCCCAAACUCACCCGAUUGAAUUUGGAAUUAACCUGCCUGCUAGUUUUUGGAGCCCGUCUGCAGUCGUUUUCUCCCGAGGAGCAAGAUCCUAGGUCCCGAUCCACCCGCUUGAUGGACGCAGCGGAGACCACCAAUAGCUGCAUCCUGCCCACCGAUCAAGGUCUUCAACUAUGGCGCUUCCUGGAGACCCCCAGCUAUCGGAAACUGAGCCAGGCCCAAUUCUACAUGGAGGGCGUGGCCCUGGAACUGCUGGAGGAGAACAUAAAGAACGGCUCAGUGGGACCCUCACUGAUCUCGGCUUACCUUAAGAAUCCAGAGCUGGAUCGUAGCGAUGUGGUCGGCACCGCUGCCGAUUUGCUCUUGGCUGGCAUCGAUACCACCUCCUAUGCCUCGGCAUUCCUGCUCUAUCACGUGGCCCGGAAUCCGGAGGUCCAACAGCGACUCUACGAGGAGGCCAAAAGAGUGCUUCCCAAUCCCAAGGAGCAGCUGUCUAUGGAUGCCCUCAGAACGGACAUCACAUAUACGAGGGCUGUCCUCAAGGAAUCCCUGCGCUUGAAUCCCAUCGCCGUGGGAGUGGGUAGAAUACUUAACCAGGAUGCGGUCUUCAGUGGUUACUUUGUUCCCAAGGGGACCACUGUGGUGACCCAAAACAUGGUGGCCUGCCGCUUGGAACAGCACUUCCGGGAUCCGCUUCGCUUUCAGCCGGAUCGGUGGCUCCAGCACCGGAGCGCCCUAAAUCCCUAUCUAGUUUUACCCUUUGGCCAUGGAAUGCGGGCCUGCAUUGCCCGUCGUUUGGCCGAGCAGAAUAUGCACAUACUGCUCCUCAGGCUGCUGCGUGAAUACGAAUUGAUUUGGAGCGGAUCUGAGGCAGAGCUGGAUGUCAAGACCCUGCUAAUAAAUAAACCUGAUGCUCCAGUGCUGAUUGAGCUGCGAUCGCGUACCGAAUAAGUUUUAGAUAUAAUAGAUACCAGAGGAAAGAGACUGAGAGACAACAGACUUGUGUAUCACUUUUAAAUAAUUCGUUUAUUAAUUAUAUUAAAUUAGUUUAUAAUUAUAGUAAGUGUAAA
Molecule: messenger RNA, 1642 nt
Organism: Drosophila elegans
Lineage: Eukaryota; Metazoa; Arthropoda; Insecta; Diptera; Drosophilidae
Gene: dib
Product: cytochrome P450 302a1, mitochondrial
Exons: 4
Coding region: 54-1523 (489 amino acids)
Molecular function (GO): heme binding; monooxygenase activity; iron ion binding
Source: RefSeq, a predicted model, not a curated record